GUUAACGAAACGAGAACGUUACGUUAGAGUGACCGUGAACUACAUAUUUAUUGUUUCUGUUAAUUAGCAAGCUAUAAUGCAUAGUUUUAUGGUGUAUUUUUGUUGUAAAUAAACGGGAAUAAAUAUUUACAAAUGUACGUCUGAGAAUGGAUUUAAUUUGUUGUGUGCUGAUCAUAUUACCAUAUAUAACAGAGGUGUACGCGCGGCACUGGUGUGAAGUAUACGACCCGGACUCCCUAGAACCGCUUCCUGAGAAGAUAUGGUGUGACACGGGGUGCUGCGGAUCCCGUAACGACACCCAUUGCUGUAGCGUUAAGUCUGAAUUUGCCAUCGUCGAGGGUGUCCUAGGUGCAUUGGGAGGAUUUUUCCUGUUACUUGCAAUAGUCAUCACGGCAUGUUGUUGCAGGUCAUAUUAUCGCAAGACCAGGAGUCACGAGAUAACUACCAUACCGGUAGGCACUGAAAUUGUCACAGUGACUUUAGCUUGGGAUUGUUCCGAUUAUGAAGAAAGGAAACUCCAUCCUUGGUGUGAACAUGGUUGCUGCUUCGACAAGAACCCCGUUCGGUGUUGUACAUAUGUUGAAUCUGUGGGCACGGUGAUUUGGACACUUGUAGGAUUGGGUUCUGGAUUUUUUGUACUGUCUUGUGUAGUUGGUAUAGUUUGCUGCUUUCGCAAGAAGGGAGGUUAUGAAGGUCAAAUAAUUUCAACUAAUGGAGGUCAAAGGCAAGGUGCGAAUUCUUCGUUAAAUCUGUCAGGGCAACUAAACAGAAAUUUUGGUACGCAUUCUUCGUUAGAUCCUUCACGACAGCAUCGUUCAAACAGUUUUUUGUUUGUGCCACGGCAACAUAACAGCGGAAAUCGUAUAAACAGAACUUCUGAAAGUCAUCAGGGCCGUCAGGGGCAUAUCUGGACUACAGCAAUUGGAACAAAUACACCAAAUAAUAGUAAUAGACAUCCGCGCGUUGUGAAUAUAAGAAACGAUACUUCUUUUCAUAUGCAGACAGACUUUGGAAACAACCGAAAUAAUUUGCAUACAAGAAGUGCAACUGUUGAAACAAAUUUAAACACUAAUUCUGCUCAACAACAAUCUUCUACACAAACCGAUGCACAAAAAUAUGCCGACCCACCACCUUCGUAUGAAAGUUUGUUUAAAUUAAAUAAGUGAUGAUAACUAGUAUGAAACGCCAGGACUGUCUGAUGUGAUCAACUGCAUUUUUAUUAAUAUGUUAACAUAUAAUAUUUACUUGUUUAAAGCUGUGUUUCUUGUUAGUAUGCUAUACUGUCUUGUCUAGUUGUGUUUUGUCCAUUUGCAUGACUUCGAGCGACAGAUAAAACAGUAUAGCCAAUAGACAAAACACAACCAGACAAGACAGUAUAGCAAACAGACAAAAUAUCACAGUUUUAAACAAGUUAAUACUGUAUGUAAACAUAAUGUCAUGACUUGAUUGUCCGUUUGACAAGAUAAUAUGGUCAGUGGACAAGACAGUACAGCAAACUAACACGAAAACACAGCGUUUAACAAGUUAAUAUUGUAUGUUAACAUAAUAAAACUACAGUUGAUCACAUCAGACAGUCCCGGCGUUCCAUAAACUAAUAUAUUAAAUUAAUCUAUCAUCGAGAACUUUCAAAUUUCUACAAAGAUACAGACAUUCUAUUCAUGUCAAACCAUACAUGAUUACAGGGCUAUACUUAGCUGAUUUUCUGCAGUAUAAAUAUUUUGAAUUACAUUUACUUGGAUCGUGAAAUAUGAUUCAUUCCGUCAUGAAUAAAUGCAAAAUGGAAGCGUUUUGUAUAUUUUCUGACAUUCCAGGAAUAAAAUAGGCCGAUCGGUCCGAAAAAAAGAAAA
Molecule: messenger RNA, 1847 nt
Organism: Mercenaria mercenaria
Lineage: Eukaryota; Metazoa; Mollusca; Bivalvia; Venerida; Veneridae
Exons: 6
Coding region: 147-1166 (339 amino acids)
Source: RefSeq, a predicted model, not a curated record